GUUUAUAAUAGGAAGCUGCAUCUGUACUUGUGUGUUCCGUUUGGAAACUUAUUUAGCGGUCAUUCGUCACAAGGAGGUCGAUUCACAGAGGAGAUCAAAACUAUCUCUCUCCAAUUAGGGUUACCCUGGAUAUUUUCAUUCGUGUUUCUCACACUGCCGUGGUUUGGAACCGUAAUCAUUGACGAUGGAGCGUGGUCGUUUGAUUCUCAUCAUUGUCGGAAUCACCAUCCUGCUGGUGGCCAUCGUUGUCGCGAUCGCCGUUCCCGUGUCGCUGAAUAACAAGAGUAAGAGAGAUUCAGAUUUGGCCAGGCAGUAUAUGAGAGAGGUGCCUCUGAUAGACGGGCACAACGAUUUACCUUGGCAACUAGUGAUUUAUGAAGACAACGAUUUGGCUCGCAUCGACCUCAACCAGCGUCCAACGUUUAACGUAUCUCAUACAGACAUUCCUAGGCUCAGGGAAGGUUUAGUUGGAGCACAGUUUUGGGCGGCGUACACCUAUUGCACAUCACAAUAUAAAGAUGCUGUCGUGCACGCUAUCGCUCAGAUAGAUGUCAUCAAGAGGAUGGUACAGGAGUACCCAGAAGUCUUCGAAUUCGUCACAACUGCACAAGGUAUAAGAGACGCCUUUGAGAACGGCAAGAUUGCUUCUCUUAUAGGAGUCGAGGGAGGUCAUAAUAUCGAUAACAGUUUUGCAGUACUUCGCGCCUUCUAUGACCUUGGUACCAGAUACAUGACUAUAACCCAUAGCUGCAAUACACCUUGGGCCGAUAACUGGAAGGAAGACUUUGAACCAGAAGACCAACAUAAUGGACUCAGCGAAUUUGGAAAGGACGUGAUUCGUGAGAUGAACCGUCUGGGCAUGCUCAUUGACCUCUCUCACGUCUCAGUAGACACGAUGAAUGACGCUCUUGAUGUAACCGAAGCACCGGUCAUCUUCAGCCACACCUCGGCAUACGCACUAUGCAACCACUACCGAAACGCACCGGACAGUAUCCUCACGAGAGUGAAAGAAAACAAAGGAAUUGUAAUGGUGAACUUCUACACGUUAUAUAUCAACUGCCCACCUAAUAAUGUUACGGCCGACCCUGCGUAUGCCACGCUGGCUCAAGUAGCAGAUCAUAUGGAUCAUAUAAAAGAGGUAUGUGGCUGGGAAUGUGUCGGGUUUGGCAGUGACUACGACGGGAUUGAUACUGCCCCUGAGGGAUUAGAAGAUGUUACCACGUUCCCUGCCCUGGUAACAGAACUCAUCCAGAGACAAUGGACUGAAGAAGAAAUAAAGGGCGCCCUCGGAAAUAACUUCCUUCGUGUCUUCGAAGAGGCGGAACAGGUUAGUCGAGAUCUUAAAGCAAAUGGGAUGAAACCUAAAGUGGCUACACUCCCAAGAGAUGAACCAGAUGAAGCAAAUAACGAUUGUCGCACCUACAUGUAUGGCACCUCCUUUUAUUGAUAGUGAUUUUAGUUUGGUACAUAGUUUGGGGUGUUUCAUUUGUUUUCUUUUCGAAGGGGGGGGGGGCAUCUUCAUUACGAUGGUCUUUUUAGAUGGUGAUAUAAACGAUGGUAGUGGUGAUGAUGAUAAGGUGAUAAUAACCAAACCAUUGAUAUUAUAAAUUAAAAUUUAAAAAAAUGAUGAUUAUGAUAAUAAGAAUAAUAUCAGUAAGAAUGAUGACUAAUGAUAAUGGUGGUGAUAGUGGCGGCGAUGAAGAUGAUAUCAUGAUGUCAAAUCUAUUGAUAUUGGAAAUAAUAAUUAAAAAAAUACUCCUGCUGCUGCUGGUUGUGGUGAUGAUGAAUAUCAGUAGGGAUAGCCUUUGAUGACGGUGAUGAUGGUGAUGGAAGUGUUAGUAAUAAGGUGAUGAUAAUAAAUAUAUUGCUUUAUAAAUAAAAGUAACAUUUACGAUGAUAUAAAAAUAAACGUAAAAAUGGUAAUGAUGAUGAUGAUUAUGGCGAUAGCAAUGUAGACCUCGCCUAAUGAUUUAAUUGUUUUAGUUAUAGAGGUUCUUUUACCCUAGCUGAAAUUUACAAAAAUAAUAAUGAUAAUAAUAAUAAUGAUAAUAAUAAUGACAAUAAUAUUGAUAUAGGACAAAAGUAUCAAUGCGCUGUUUACACAUAUACAGAAUGAAAGAGAAAAGUAUAGGAGAAUGAUAACCAAUACAUAAUAAGAUAUUACAUUAUUUAGAAUCAUUCAUUCGAAUAGAAACAGUUAAUACAAAAUUACAUGAUCUACAGAGUGGCAAAAUAAAACAAAUCAAAUACAUAACUAUCGGUGCUGUUUCUGAAAA
Lytechinus pictus (painted urchin) is the source of this 2276-nucleotide messenger RNA. RefSeq names its product dipeptidase 1-like. Lineage: Eukaryota; Metazoa; Echinodermata; Echinoidea; Temnopleuroida; Toxopneustidae. The transcript is spliced from 10 exons. Gene Ontology annotation, biological process: proteolysis. The coding region runs from base 185 to 1447 and encodes 420 amino acids. Gene Ontology annotation, molecular function: metallodipeptidase activity. The record is from RefSeq and is a predicted model, not a curated record.